Messenger RNA from Astyanax mexicanus (Mexican tetra), 891 nucleotides. RefSeq names its product transmembrane protein 272-like. The coding region runs from base 8 to 508 and encodes 166 amino acids. NCBI's taxonomy places the organism in Eukaryota, Metazoa, Chordata, Actinopteri, Characiformes, Acestrorhamphidae. The record is from RefSeq and is a predicted model, not a curated record. The transcript is spliced from 4 exons.
AUUUAAGAUGGGACUUGCUGGUAAUGUCCUUUUUUAUGGAGGAACAGUUUGCUCAGCAAGAGCAAGACUUCUUAUCAGCCUUAUGCCUGUUGUCAUCACUGGUCUAGGGGCAAAACACCUUUUCGACUGUCCAAAGCAGCCAUUGGUUCCAAUGUACCUGCUGGUGGGAGGAGUGGCCUGUCUGUGUCUACAGAUAUUCCCCUUCUUUUACUGCAGCCAGUCAGACAGCAUAGUCGUUCUUCCAUGCAGAAUUCUGAAUUUUCUCCUCCUCCUCUUCUGUCCCAUCUGGUUCAUCAUAGGAAGUGUUUUUGUUUACAUGGCAUAUCAACCAGACUACAAGUCUCGUCAUUCUGCAGAAUAUUGUGAGCGGAUCCUCUACCAGGUUGCCUUCUGGCUUACAAAUAUCAUAUAUGUUUGUGUUCUAGUGUUUUUUUUUGUUCGUUGCGGUAUUAAAUGCUGUGAAAUAAGAGCUAGAAAAAGGCAGUGCUCUGUAAACACAGUGUGUUAAAACUGCAACGUGGACUGAUGUAGCACUGUGGCACCUUUAGAUUUGUUUUAAGAGUCUGAUGAUAAUGAUGAUAUCCUCUGGAUGGAUAAAAAAAAAUCAGAGUGUGUUUCUCUUUCCUUCUUUCAAGAACUAUGAAUCUUUAAAAGUAAUAUUAUGAAUUAAAUGUACAAUAUAUUUUUAUAACUAUUUUAAUUGAGUUAUUCAAAAGUAUUACGUAAAAUGAAAAUGUAAAAUUAAUUCUUCUGAUCUCACAAUGCUCACUAAUGUUACUGUAUACUGUUACAUUGCUGUGAAAAGUUUUUUGUAAUGUUGCUUCUGCACAUCACCUCAGGUGUGACCCACCUGUCCCACAUUAUUUCUGUACAAAUUAAAGAAAUAAAAGG